Messenger RNA from Hyalella azteca, 1833 nucleotides. RefSeq names its product collagen alpha-4(IV) chain-like. The coding region runs from base 36 to 1304 and encodes 422 amino acids. NCBI's taxonomy places the organism in Eukaryota, Metazoa, Arthropoda, Malacostraca, Amphipoda, Hyalellidae. The transcript is spliced from 5 exons. The record is from RefSeq and is a predicted model, not a curated record.
AAAAUUUUUCACACAAUCUGUUCUUUGCAGCCAAGAUGGCAGUAACUUAUCUAUGGUUAGUAUAUUUAUUAAUGGAACUUGUCUCAACGGGUGCAACCCCAGAAGCUUCCGGUCGCCGCAGUUCCAGAUUGAAUGCAGAACCAUUGACUUCUAACGCCACCAAACAUGGAGAAGACAAGAGCACGGAGGCAUUAGACAAACUUCUGGCCUCCCUCACUCCUUACGACCCAACAAACAACAUAGAAAAGCGGCAAAUCUACUGCACAAAUGUCCAGGAUACUCAGCUUCCUACUGGAGGAUAUCCAGCAGUCGUCCUCCCCCAGACAUCCUACAUGCCUGGGUAUCCAACAAGCUCACUACCCACUAGUACCAUACCAGGUUACGUGACUGUGAACCCAUCAGGAAUGGUGCCUGGUUAUAAUGUGGUGACUGGACCAGAGGUCGGGGCUCAGCCUGGCUACACUGUGGUUGAUAUGUCUGCUUCGCAAGGAUUCGUCUCUCCGAACUACCCCAACCUCAUACCAGGGUACAACCCAUGCGUGCCCAUCACCCCAGUGUGCCGUCCUUCAACCCAGUAUUCAGGUCCCCCUGGACCUCCUGGUCCCCCGGGACCACCUGGAGUUUCCCUUCAGUGCAGUGGUUCCUCCUACGGCGGUGUGGGUCCCCAAGGACCUCCUGGACCUCCAGGUCGUGGGUGCCCAGGACUACCAGGGGAGCCUGGAAGGCCGGGACAGUGUCGAUGUAAUGGCGGCGACGCCAUCUUGGAUCCCACGGACGUGGUGCUGCUCACCAUCAGACUCAUCAGCGAGAGAAGUGGUUGCUGCGCCAGUGUUCCGCAGUGCGACGGCGACAUGAGUGCACUGGUUAACCAGGUGGCUGUGGUUCAGAACAAAGUUGAUCAGAUCGCCAAGCUCGACAACAAAGUGGAUUUGCUGAUCUCUGCCGUUGCACAACUCAGACUUAAAAUACAGAACCAAGGCGGAGUCGGAGGGCCGCCCGGUGAAAAAGGCAACAUGGGCCCGCCUGGCAUCAAAGGGAACGUCGGACCACCAGGAAUGCCGGGUGAUUGUCCACAGUCUGUGUGCAACAGCGGGCCUCCUGGUCCCCCAGGACCCCGAGGGACCAAUGGAGAUCCUGGGCCCAAGGGCGAGUGUUGUUACGGGGUCCGUGGAGACCGAGGACCGAUUGGAGCACGAGGAGGGAGCAUGGCUGGAAUACCUGGACCAAAGGGCGCUAAGGGGGACAAUGGAGACCCAGGAGUCUGGUUGCCAAGAGAUCCAUGCGCUGCUACACAUGGGGGAUAAAAAGCUACAUAUAAUGGACGAGCUGCUACAAAUGCGGGAUGCUAAGCUACAUAGGAGUGAUGAAUGUUAAUCACUCCCCUCAUUGACGCCCAUCUUGUUCCGAUUUCAUUGCCAAUUUUCACCUCAUAGUGUCACAUGUAACAAAUGAAUUUGAUUCAGAAUUUCUAUACAAACCAUAUUUUCUAUCCUAAUAAUGGAAGCAACAUAACAAAAUGCGCACCGCUAUCGUAAUCAUUUUCUGGAAUCUGUAAUUUGUUGAGGUGCGACCGUAAUCUUACCCUGUACGUUACUGCGAGCUCUGCCGUUACACAACUCAGACUUGAAAUACAGAACCGUAAGAUCCCAUGCACGAAUUUUAUGUAUAGAGUGGCACCAACUCCAUUGGUCCAUGUUGGCCAUGGAUUGGGACGCCAUUCAAAAGUAAUAGCAACGUUCAUCAUUAUCAUAUGUGUUAAAGGGCCUUAGAAUGAUUAUGAGUUUGAUAUUUUAAGGAUAAAUUUAUUGGACGCGGCACGGAGAUCACGCGGGU